Diceros bicornis minor is the source of this 1440-nucleotide messenger RNA. RefSeq names its product stathmin domain containing 1 (gene STMND1). Lineage: Eukaryota; Metazoa; Chordata; Mammalia; Perissodactyla; Rhinocerotidae. The record is from RefSeq and is a predicted model, not a curated record. Gene Ontology annotation, biological process: regulation of microtubule polymerization or depolymerization; neuron projection development; microtubule depolymerization. Bases 1 to 834 code for a protein of 277 amino acids. Gene Ontology annotation, molecular function: tubulin binding. Gene Ontology annotation, cellular component: neuron projection; cytoplasm. The transcript has 5 exons.
AUGGGCUGCGGACCUUCCCAGCCUGCUGAAGAGCAGAGACGGGUCCCCGCGCCCAAAAAGGGAUGGGAAGAGAAGGUCAAGGCUGAUGUCGGUGUGGCUCAUUCUGGGGAGAACUGCAGACCCCAAACUGAAGCUGCGCUGCCCAAGGACCCUGUGGGCAGCCCUGAAGGCCUCGAAAAACAGGCCCAGUUGGGAAGCCUACCCGGAACUAUUCCAGAAAGUUCCCCAUCUUCUAGUGAGAGAAACGGAAGAGUAAAUUCAGACCUAGUGACCAAUGGAUUAAUCCAUAAACCCCAAACCCUAGAGAAUCGAGAGCGACAAAAGUCAUCAGACAUCCUGGAGGAAUUAAUUGUUCAAGGAAUAAUACAAAGCCACAGCAAAGUAUUUAGCAACGGAGACUCAUAUGAUGUCAUGGUGAACACAACUGAGACGCCGCUGAGAAAGCCGCCAGCCAGGCUGAAAAAACUUGAGAUCAAAAAGGAAGCAAAAGAUUUCACAAUGAAGGAUGCGGAAGAGAAGACGCAGGCCGCGGAGGAGCGCAGGAAGGCUAAAGAUGAAGAAAUAAGGAAGAGGCUACGGAGUGACCCACUUUUGCCCGCAACCAAUCAUCAUUCAGAUUCAGCUGAACCCGGUGGGGGCGAGGUUCCGCUUGUCAAAGAGUUUAACCCUGGGAGUUGUGCCGUGUUUGAACCAUCGGACCUGCAGGGAGGAAAGCCGUUGAAGAGGAAGAAGAGUCAGAGUGAUGCGCCCUCAAGUGACAGAAACAACGAUUAUGAAGGGAUUGGGGUCGUGGAGUCAGACAUGUCCUACAACCAAGCAGAUGACGUAUUCUGAUAAGCCAUUUGAUGUGAGUUUCGUGAGAAGGCGUCCAUUCUCCCCAGUUGUGAUGUUCGUAGUGUGUCUCAUGUUUUUCUUUGACUGCCUGACCUCACCCCACUGGGUUUGCCUUGGCUUUAGGAAUGAUUGACCUGCAUGGGUGGGAGGUUAGUUGAGUAAAUUAAAUGGCUGUGCUAGUUAAAAAAAAAAAAAAAAAGGAACAUUUAACUGGCUUCGAUAUUAUGUAGUUGGCAUUCGCCUCCAGCGUGGCUUCAAACAUUACGAAUACGUCUUUAAUUUGUGAGUACCUUCUAGCUUACGUUAAUGUGUUUGUGCCAAAUGAAAUCUUUCUUUUUUGUUCCUGCCUCCUGGCUAUGUCCACCCUCUCAGGGUCCUUUAAGACAAAAUGUAUGGAUUUGUAUUAAGUAUUUUAAUAAUCUGUAUGCUUCUUAUGCUGUAUUUUUAGUUGGUUUUUUAAAUUCUCUUUGUGAUGUGAAGGAUUAAAGCAAUAUCUGGAAGGUGGGUGAACUAUAGUUGUAUCCACGUAGGUUAAGGAAGCAAUAUCCAAUUCACAGAAUUAAGUAAAGUAUGGAAUUUUCUUCCUAUGAAAAAACAAAAACUUCA